This is a messenger RNA of Diversispora eburnea, 1128 nucleotides long. The record is from the annotation of a GenBank genome assembly. Lineage: Eukaryota; Fungi; Glomeromycota; Glomeromycetes; Diversisporales; Diversisporaceae.
AUGGGUGAACUUGAACCUUGGAUGGAUGAAAACUAUGUAAGACAAGUUUGGUAUCAACUAGGGGAGAACGUUAACGUUAAAUUCAUUCGGGAUAAGUUUACAGGGGCAAAUGCUGGUUAUUGCUUUGUAGAUUUCGUAAGUAAUGCGGCGGCAGUAAAGGCACUCAGUACAGUAAAUGGUUCACCCAUCCCCGGUAUCAAUAGGAUGUUCAAACUCAAUUGGGCAUCGGGAGGUGGGUUAACUGAUAGGAACCGGGAUGAUCGUGGACCAGAGUUUUCUAUCUUUGUUGGAGAUUUAGGACCCGAAGUGACUGAAUGGAUGUUAGUGUCCGUCUUUCAGCAAAGAUAUCCUUCUUGUAAAUCUGCUAAAAUUAUGACAGAUCCAAUGACAGGAAUGUCUCGUGGAUAUGGCUUUGUUCGAUUUGCGGAAGAGGCAGAACAACAACGAGCCCUUAUAGAAAUGCAAGGAUCUUUUUGUGGAAAUCGACCGAUGCGAAUUUCUACCGCUACGCCGAAAAAUAAGGCUGGGUUACAAGGCAACUUUUUCCAACCACAAACUCAACAAAAUACGGUCGUUUUAAAUCAAUAUAAUGAUCCGAAUAAUACUACGGUUUUUGUUGGAGGAUUAUCGGGAAUUAAUAGUGAAGAAGAACUUAGAAGUUAUUUUCAAGGAUUUGGGGAAAUUACAUAUGUUAAAAUUCCACCUGGUAAAGGCUGUGGUUUUGUUCAAUUUGUUCAUCGACAAAGUGCCGAAAUGGCAAUCAACCAAAUGCAACAUUAUCCAAUCGGUAAUUCACGAGUUCGGUUAUCUUGGGGAAGAUCACAAAAUGAUAAAACUGUUGUGGGAUCGUACCGUCCACCACAAGCGAGUCCUUACAAUCCUCUUGGGGGGAUGACAACUUCGACUUCUACUACCACACCUUAUGGAGGUACUUAUGUACCUACCACACCAGUAGUUAAUACUCCUGUGACACCAACUCAACCUCCAAAUUUACAACAAUCCAUUACUGAUCCAUUAGAAUCGGUUCCUGUUCAACGAAUGAAUGAAAUUUUUAUCUCAAAUAAAGAGGCUUUACUUGAAAGAAUGGAAACUGAUGGUAGUAGUUGGAGAGGGGUUUAUGCUCAAUAA